AUGGCUUGUGCUUCUCCAUCUAUUCUUUGUGCUACGUGUGAGACACUUAGCUCCGAAGUAAAGCCAAAACCAGGUAUUUUAUUAUGCGCAGGCUGUCAGAAAUACUUCUGUUUUCAACAUAUUGUACAACAUCGACAGGAUUUAACUAGUUUACUUGACAAUACAGUUCUGAACGAAAGAAAUGUAUUGCAAGAGAAAAUUUCAACUUGCAAUGAGCAACAGUGGUCUGAUAAUAUCAAAGUACAGAUGGAGAUGAUCAAUAAAUGGGAAAUAGAUACAACCCAACUAAUUAAACAAUCAGCUGCAUGUGCACGCCAACGUUUGCAGGAAAUCGCUCUAAAGGAAGGUGACAAACUACAUAAGCAAUUCGCGAUGUUAUCAAGUGAAAUAGAUGAACUGCGAGAAAAUGAAAAUUAUUUCGAAAAUGAUAUUAAUCAAUUAAUCAAUAAACUCCAGCAACUGCAACAUGACAUAGAACAUUUCUCCAUUGAACUCAUAAUCAAAGAAAUUUCACAUGAAUUGAUCGUUGUCAAACCACUCACGCAGGCAGUGUCUCAUACUAUUGCCCCCAAACCACUCACUCAGUCAGUGUCUCAUACUGCUGCCCCUUGUUACUUUGUUGAUCUUCUACUUACAUCACAGAAACCAAAAGUAUCCAUUGAUCUUUCACCAGAAGCACUUGGUCAAAUGCACCCAAUUAGUGAUGAAUUGCUUGCCUUUUCUUAUGAAGGUGAGUUGCCUACUUUAAAUACAGUUAGCAAAUCAUGGACAAGCCUGCAUGGGAUCGACAGCGUUAUUGAAUUACAUUGGUGCAAUUCUUUAGGACAAUUUUUAGUAUUAAAAUAUGGUGAUCACAGUAAUAGCCCAUAUAAACUAUACCAAUCAAAUCCAUACUCCGGAAGGGCCAAAGAGAUUUGGGCGAAAUCAGCCAAUUCGAUAUCUGCUUCAUUUCGCAAUCUUAAAACGCUAACAUGCUUUGAACAGCAUGUUUUAAUCGUUGUCGAUAACAAAAUUGAAAAGUGGUCAGCAAAUAAGAGCGAUUGGCACACUGAAGGAUAUUCUACUAGUUGGUCUCCACCGAUUUCAUUAUGGUACAUCGAACCAUUUCCACACAGUAACAGUUCCAGUUGUCAAAUUCCAUAUAAUUUGACAACAUGUGAUUUUGUUUACAGUGUUGUUGUUCCACGUACAAACAAUAUUUCGUUUGUCUACAAUUGUAUUGAUAUUCAAGGAAAUAAUGUUAUUGGUGUUUUCACUAGCAAUGGUACUUGUGCAUCAUUUCAUUUGAACGAUGAACAAAUUGUAUCUAACUAUUCAACACAAGAUAAUUUUCUCAUUGCUAUUGAUGGACAAGGUAUGGGUGUAUAUAGUAUUGCUGAUAAUUUUGUAUGUUUUUAUCAAUUAUAUCCAACAUUUGAAUUGUUUGUUUGGCCAAAUACAAUCGGUAUUUCUCCUCGAGGAAUGCAUAUUGGUUCAAAUCAAGAUUAUGCUAUUGUAGCUGGAUAUUGUCAAUCAACACCAACAUCAGCUGUCGAAUGUGGUUUUUAUAUUCGAUUAAAUACAUCCUUAUCGUCUCCGUACAGUAUAAGCAAAUUUAAUAUUGCAGAUGUCUUGCACUAUUCAUGGAGUGAUCCGCGUAUCAUUCGUUACAUGGCCAACAGCCAGACUUAUACAGCACAGUCAGUCAUGUCAGUGAGUAUUUGUUGGAAUACUCAACAGGUACUUAUUGGUAUUCAAUCAUUGAAUACAGUUUUAUUGUAUUCGUUAAAUGAUACUCACAAUCCAAUUAGUACUCGUCAGAACGGAGUGGGAUACAUGGGCUUUGGGAAAAGUGUUGCAUGGCUAGAUGACACAGGUGAGAAAGCAGUGAUUCUGGCCAAUACUUAUACGUAUUCAACUUAUGAAUGGGUUUCAUCAGCAGUGCAUGUCUAUAAUAUUCAAUCUGAUGGAUUCUCUGAUUCAACACAACCGAUUUUUGUCUAUCCAAAUAGUCAACAAGUUCUUUUACAAAUGAUGGCUGAAUCUUUAAUUCGUCUCAGUUGUUCAUCUUCUGGUAAUUUGGGUAUUUUAGAUAGUUUGAGCAAUGGUGUUGGUAUCCUUGUCGCACCUCCAGGUUACUAUCCAAAUACAAACAUAGAUGUAUAUGCAACCAGUUCUAUUCCUUGUAAUCGUGGUACAAAUCGAACUUAUUCUGGAAUUGAAUUGUGUUCUCCUUAUUCAUCAUCAUCAAUGAAUUGUUCAGAAGACUCAUUUUGUCCAUAUGGAGCAGUUGGUGAAGUUUUAUAUUCCGCCUUUGAAUCCAUUGAACAAAUUCAAGAAUAUCCUGAAUCACCUGAAAACACGGUUUUUGAUGAUAUACUUAUGCAAAAUAUGUUCGCAUUCAACGUGAACUCAGUGCAUUGUUUGCUCGUCUCACCCCUUGUUUGGGUGGCUCUCGUCAUGGUAAUUGGCUUAUUUGUAGCACUUUUUCUGACAAUUUCCGAAGCAUUUUAUCCUCAGCAUCACUCAAUGCAAGAUAAUGUCAAGAAAAUAUUUAGAAAAAUUGAUCUCAUCGGUGAAGGAGAGGUAUUAUUUCAUUGA
Adineta steineri is the source of this 2580-nucleotide messenger RNA. NCBI's taxonomy places the organism in Eukaryota, Metazoa, Rotifera, Eurotatoria, Adinetida, Adinetidae. The record is from the annotation of a GenBank genome assembly.